Molecule: messenger RNA, 1206 nt
Organism: Setaria italica (foxtail millet)
Lineage: Eukaryota; Viridiplantae; Streptophyta; Magnoliopsida; Poales; Poaceae
Exons: 7
Coding region: 139-978 (279 amino acids)
Source: RefSeq, a predicted model, not a curated record
CCCCACACUCCAUUCCAAGCUCUCUCUCUCAGUCUCUCUCCUACCUUCCAGCCAGCAAACAAACAAAACGGCAACAAAAAGAUCAAACAAGCUCAACGACCCACUCGCCUCCCGUGAUCACACUCGAGCGCGAGAUCAAUGGCGGCCAAGGUGGCGGCGCCGCUCGCGUUCCGCCGCGACGUGCGCGGCCCGCUCGGCCGGCCGCUGGGCUGCCCGAGCGGGAGAGGUAUGCCGGGCGUGCUGUGCUGGAGCAGUGGCACCGCCGGCAGCAAAAGGCUCGCGGCGCCCGCGUGGCUGGCGCGGGCGCGCGGGAAGAACAGGUCCGCCGGCGGGCGGAGCUCGACCAAGGACGAAGCGGAGGAGGAGGAGGAGGCCGCGGAGGUGGUGAUCGUGGACGCCGGGGAUGAGGAGGAGUUCGCCGCCGACGAGCUGUCCGGGUUCAGGGGCCUGGUUCUUGAUAUCUCCUACAGGCCUGUCAAUGUUGUUUGCUGGAAGCGCGCCAUCUGCCUGGAAUUCAUGGAGAAGGCCGAUGUACUGGAGUACUACGAUCAGACGGUCUCUUCGCCUAGCGGAUCAUUCUACAUCCCUGCAGUUCUAAGGGUUCCACAGCUUCUGCAGGUUGUGAAGAGAAGAAGAGUCAAGCAGAGCCUUAGCCGUAAAAACAUUCUUUACAGGGAUGAAUUCACCUGUCAAUAUUGCUCUUCUCGGGACAACUUGACAAUUGACCAUGUUAUUCCGAUUUCACGUGGUGGUAAAUGGGAAUGGGAAAAUUUGGUGACUGCCUGUUCAAGAUGCAACUCCAGGAAGGGUCAGAAGACACUGGAGCAGGCAAACAUGAAGCUGCGCAAGUUACCCAGGGCGCCCAAGGAUUACGACAUUCUGGCAGUGCCCUUGACAAAAUCCGCAUUCAGAACGCUGAAGAGGAGCCAGGGGUUGCCUGAAGUGUGGCUGCAGUACCUCGCUAGGCCGUCUCCAUGACCAGGAGCUCCAGACCAUAUCAACCAGCCAUCUCAUUGUAUAUUACUAGGCUGUACAGCCAAAAGACUCAACAUUCUCUUUCCUAUGUAACUUCUGUACAUGACAAUAAUUCUCAGUAGCACAUCAAACUGAAUCUAAUAUAUUCAUGGCCCGUUCUAUGACAAAUUCUGUACAAGUGAACAUGACAACAGUCUGCAAUAAAGGCCAUGACAGGACUGUUUUGAGAAA